Messenger RNA from Arachis ipaensis, 1778 nucleotides. The record is from RefSeq and is a predicted model, not a curated record. Lineage: Eukaryota; Viridiplantae; Streptophyta; Magnoliopsida; Fabales; Fabaceae.
UGGUGAAAUUUUUGUUCCCUCCAAAGCUCAUUAUCCCCUUUCUGAAACUCACAACACCUUUAUCCCCUUUCUGGAACCAGACGAAUCACAGCGCCUUUGUUCCCUCUAAAGCUCAUCACUCAUCAUCGCGAAGAACCCUCUCUGAAAUUUUUGUAAUCAAAUGCCUUUAUCCCUUUUCUGAAACCCUCCCACCAUCGCGAAGAACCACCCGCAGCACUCACUAUCGCCACUGACCGUCGCUCCUCUUCGCCCUCCUGCACUGAGCUGCGCCGCUCUCAGCAUCGUCAUCUCUGCGCUUCUCAUCGUCCUUCCCCUUUCAGUUCGAUCGUCAUCUCUGUAACCCUCACCUUCGCCAUUCUCGGUUUCUCACCGUCGCUGGUGACCGUCGCCACCCAGUAACCACUCACCGCCAGUCACCGUCGCUGUUGAUCGUCGCUGUUGCUGCACUGACCAUCGCUCUUCUUCGCCGUUCUUCUCAUCAUCGUCUUCUCUGUGCUCACAUCGUUGAGUAUAUCCUUCUUCACGGGGCAUCUACCUGAGGGAGGCUAGUGCUUUCCAACAAUCUACUGAGGUGAGAGCAUAAUCAGCUUGUUGUCCAUUGAUGAUCAAAGCAUAUCUUUAGUGGACAGUGGAAGUUGAUCCAAAAUUUCAUGAGGAUGCCAACAAAAUUGAAGAAUUGGCUGUGUUUGAGGAGCACAUUGAAUUACAUUCUACAGAUAGCUUAGUUGUGAAAGCCCCUGAUUAUCUACUGCUCGCUCAUAAUGGUCGUACCUUCAAUAUUGACUGCAAAGCACCAUGGCGCGGUCCUCUUUUCAGAAUUCCAGUUACUAUAACCAAGCCAGUGGCUGUUACUAAUAGACCUCCACAAGUUUCAUUUUCAAAGAUGUUAUUCCAGUCGGGCCAUGUAGAAAGGAAAUAUAUAGAAGUGCCACAUGGUGCAUCUUGGGUUGAGGGAACCAUGAACACGUCAAGUUUUGAUACAACGAGAAGAUUUUUCGUGGAUGCUGUUCAGAUAUGUCCAUUGCAUAGACCGUUGACAUGGAGGAGUGUGAUGACUUUUUCUUCCCCUGCUGCCAAAAGCUUCGCCUUCAAGGUUGUAGGUGGUCAAACAUUGGAACUAGUCAUAGCUCAGUUUUGGUCAAGUGGCAUAGGGAGUCAAGAGACUCCAAGUGUGGAUCUGAAGGUUAUGUUUCAUGGUGUAAAAGUCAACCAAGAGGAAAUUGUACUUGAUGGGAGUGAAGCACCAGUUAGAAUUAAUGCUGAAGCAUUACUGGCAUCUAAGAGACUUGCACCUUUAGCAAUACUAAACAAGAUAAGGAUCCCUUAUAGACCAACAGAUGCUAAGAUUAGUGCACUUACGACUGAUCGUGACAAACUUCCCUCUGGAAAGCAGAUACUUGCACUGACACUAACUGUUUUAGACUUUGCAUACUUUUUGAGGAGAAGCUAUAGAAGCAGAGGAGAAGCUUCAUGGCGACUUUUUGAGAACCAUGUUGAGGGCUACCUUGAAGCUUGAACUAUCAGCAAAGACAAAGACCUAUUUUUCAACUGCUAUUGAUUUGUGGGAUGCAGAUUUUAUUAGAAAAUACUUAUGUAUGUAGGAUAUGUUUUUUUGUAGAGUAUUACUAGUAAAUUCUAAGUGAUAUUAUGCUUAUUUUGAUAUGGUUAUGCUUACUUUAGUGUGAAAUGUAUGAAUUUUUACAAUUAACUUCAUUCUAGUACUUUUGGAUCAUUAUUAUAAAUAUAUUUUGGUUAGAGAUAAUUUUUAUUAUUUAAAG